Messenger RNA from Malus domestica (apple), 757 nucleotides. Lineage: Eukaryota; Viridiplantae; Streptophyta; Magnoliopsida; Rosales; Rosaceae. The record is from RefSeq and is a predicted model, not a curated record.
AUGGAGUUGAAGGACCGGCCAGAGGAUUGGGAGUGGCUCUGCAAACAUUUUACGGACCCAAAAUUUGUGAAGAAAUCUAUUGCUGGCCAGAAAGCUCGGGAGUCAAAGACACUUCUCCACCAUUCUGGUUCAAAGCCCUUUUCGUAUAGGCUUGAGGCACGACGUGAGGAGGGUUCUAUGUUCCCAGAGAUCGACAUGUUCGAGGAAGUUUACGUUCGACCUAAUAAUGAGACCACUAAGCAACUUCAUGCUACUAUGGUGGAAAAAAGAGAUGAUGUUCUCCAUGAAGCAACAUCGCAGCUUCCCUCGGAGACUCCGAUCGAGGACAUCACACUACCUGAGGAUGUAGGUUUUCAGAUCAUGACUGAUGUCCUGGAUCAGAACUUCGGUCGUCGUCGUGGCAAGGUUGUUCGAGGUAUGGGGAAAGCGCGAGUUCGUGAAACGGGUGCCUCUUCUUCCAGAUCGAAAACAAUAGAGGUCAAUGCAUUGAAGGAGGAAGUGACGCAGCUGAGGGCCGAGGGUGAGCAGAUGAAGGUGCAGUUGAGGGCCCAGGAUGAGCGGAUGAAGGCCCAGGACGAGGAGGUGAGGACCUGUGUCGGGAGGGUGCAAGAACUUGUACAAGCCAUACAGAUGGCUGGCCUCCAAAUCUCGCUACCAGUACCUCAUCUUGCUCCACCUUCGACCUCAGACCCAUCUCGCCCUGCCGAUACCCAGUAGCUUGAUGUAUUAAACCAGUUCACUUGUAGUUUUUUUUUGU